Necator americanus (New World hookworm) is the source of this 3402-nucleotide messenger RNA. RefSeq lists its product as uncharacterized. NCBI's taxonomy places the organism in Eukaryota, Metazoa, Nematoda, Chromadorea, Rhabditida, Ancylostomatidae. Gene Ontology annotation, molecular function: serine-type endopeptidase inhibitor activity. The transcript is spliced from 27 exons. The coding region runs from base 1 to 3402 and encodes 1133 amino acids. The record is from RefSeq and is a predicted model, not a curated record.
AUGGAGAGGAUGAAGAUAUACAAGAGAGAUAUAGAGGAACUCAGAAAGAAAGUGAACGGCACUACCAUAAAAAGGGUGUUCUCGCAGUCGACGAAAUCAAGAGCGAUCUCUAUCCCAAAAAUGAAGAUUGAGACCGAUUACAAACUAAAAGAAGUCCAGAUAGCAAUAAGUGUUCCCGAAAUGUUUUCUGACACCUCUGACUUGACAGGAAUCACAAAGUCACCUCCAUUAAAGAUUUCGAGUGCUGCGCACAAAGCUCUCAUUGAGAAUUGUCAUUACGUACUUAACACUCUCAGUCAAACACAAACAAAUGAACUUAUGAAAAGUGACAGGGACGAAAGAAGCAUGUUUCUACGAGCGGAAACUGACUUCGGUCUGACGAUGCUCCGUCAGUCAUCGAUCAGUGAGUCAGUGGUCAUCUCCCCGGUAUCCGUGAUUCUCGCCUUGGCAACGAUUCAAAUCGGUGCAAAAGGUGUGACAAAGACUCAAAUCAGCAACGCGAUUUCUCAAGGAGCGAGCGAUGUAGACAUCUUCAAGUAUUACUCUAGUCUUUCGGAAAACGUGCUACAUUCAAGACAUGGAGCGAAAAUGAGAAUCGCAAACGGACUCUUCGUGGAUGGCAAGAAGUUCGUUGUAAGAAAGAAGUACGAAAAGGUUAUAAUCGAAAAAUUCGCUUCAAAAGUGAGGUCACUGCGCUUCUGGAAGAAGGAGGAAACAAACCAGAGAAUUGACGCUUUUGUGAGCCAUGGAACGGCUGGUCGGAUAAAACAUAUUAACACUUCAAGCUCUAUUAAAGAUGCGCUCUCUCUCAUGAUUAGUGCUGCCUAUUUCACUUCCAAAUGGGAACAUUCGUUUGCGAAGGGGUCAAAUACAUUUGGAGAGUUCUAUUGUGGAGAGAACAUCAAGAGAAGGGCAAGUUUAUGGAUUCAACCACCCUCCGCUUCGUUUAGAAACAGGAAAACGGAGAGUUCUCUACUAGGAGUGUUACAGGUGGAGUACAUGCACAUUUUCAAUGAGAAACGUUACUACACUGAAAACGAAAACAUGCAGUUGUUGUCCCUCCGUUACAAGGACACAAGCUACGCGCUCAAUAUCUUCCUUCCAAAGAAGAGAAACGGCUUCGAUGCACUGAGAUCACAACUGAGCGGAUCCCUUAUCCAAAGAUCGUUCUCCCAGCUCCAAUCAACCUAUAUGACGAUUUCUUUGCCAAAAAUAAAGAUCGAGACGGAAUUCAAGCUGAAAUCUGCGCUGAGAGCACUUGGUAUAAGUGAGCUGUUCUCCGACAAAUGUGAUCUUAGUGGAAUCACAAAGACAUCGCAGCUGAAGAUUUCGUCCACUGCCCACAAAGCAAUUAUUGAGGUUGCCGAAGAUGGAACAGGUGAAGGAGAGUCGAAUAGCAACUACUUGCCUGCUGUCGCACCGACGGGACCACAUCGGGCUAUAGAAUUCAUCGCCGAUCAUCCUUUCAUCUUCGUCCUAAGCAAAGAUUUGAACCCCCUUUUUAUAGGACACGCAUUUCUAAAUGCGGAAACGGAUUUCGGUUUGAAUAUGCUCCGACAAUCACCUAUCACUGAGCAGCUGGUCAUCUCACCGAUUUCUAUCAUAUUCGCUCUUGCUAUGGUUCAGGCUGGUGCACGAGGGAAGACAAGGACGCAAAUCAACCAAGUUAUUUCCAGUGGUGCAACGGAUGAAGAGAUCAUCAACUACUACUCUAGCCUUUCCAAAGACAUUCCCAUUUCCAACGAAGAAGUGGAGACAAGGAUGGCGAACGCGUUUUUUCUCAACAAGGAGUUCUCUAUCGAGAAGCAGUACGCUGAUGCCAUCAGUGGAAAUUACUCAGCAAAAAAAAUUGACAAAUUUGUGAGCGACGCGACGAUGGACAGAAUAAAAGAUAUUGUCACGGAGAGUACCGUAGAAGGCGCCGAUUCUCUUAUAAUUAAUGCCAUUUACUUCCACGGUAAAUGGCAACGCGCGUUCGACAAGGAAUAUUCCAAAAAUGGCACUUUUCACAGCUCCACAGUCAAGCAGAAGCAAAUAGAAUAUAUGAAUGGUAACAGAGUGGUUCAGUACUACGCAGAGGAUGAAGAUAUGCAAGUCUUGUCAUUACCUUAUUUCGACACAUCCUAUGCUUUCAAUAUUCUUCUUCCCAAGAAAAGAUUUGGUCUUGAGGAGCUAAGAAGGAAACUGAACGGCACUUCCAUUAAAAGGGUGUUCUCGCAGCUUAAGUUGACGAAGUUAGAAAAGAUCUCUAUCCCAAAAAUGAAGAUUGAGACCGAUUACAAACUAAAAGAAGCGUUGAUGGCGAUAGGGGUUACCGAAAUGUUCUCUCACAGUGCUGAGUUGACUGGAAUCACAAGGGCUGUAACAAGAAGUUUCAUACCUCAAACAAGUUCUAAAAUGGCAGUCUAUCAUUACUCACAAAAUCAAAGCAGUAUGUUUUGGGAUGUGGAGACCGAUUUCGGAUUGAAAAUGCUUCGUCAAUCGUCGACCCACGAGUCAUGUGUCGUUUCUCCCAUCUCUGUGAUUUUAGCUCUAGCGACGAUUCAAAUCGGUGCCAAAGGACUCACAAAAACGCAGAUCAGCAAAGCGAUAUCAAAAGGAGCAUCGGACAAGGACAUCUUCCUUUUUUACUCAAAUCUGUCCGAGCAGGUCAUGUACUCCAGAAGCGAGGCAAAAAUGAGAAUUGCAAACGGACUCUUCAUAGAUGGCCGCAGAACAGCCGGUAGAAUUAAGCAUAUGCAUAGUUCUAUAAAAGACGCACUAUCGGUCGUACUCAGCGCAGCCUACUUUACAUCUCAGUGGGAACAUUCAUUCCUUAAAGCAACAAAUUCGUUUGGAACGUUCUACCACGAAGAGUCGGUCAAGAGAAAGGUUGAAUACAUGAAUGUUUUGAACGAGAAACGCUACUACGCGGAAACCGAAGACAUGCAAGUGCUAUCACUUCGCUACAAGGACACCAGCUAUGCGCUCAAUAUCUUCCUCUCAAAGAAUAGAUUCGGUUUCGAUGCAUUACGCACGAAACUGAGCGGAUCACUCAUCCAGCACUCGCUCUCACAGCUUAAGACAACAUACAUGAAGAUAUCAAUUCCAAAGAUAAAAAUCGAAUCAGAGUUCAAACUGAAAUCUGUUCUCAAAUCAAUGGGUAUCAGUGAACUGUUCUCUGAUCACUGCGAUCUGACCGGAAUCACAAAGACGUCACAGUUGAAAAUUUCAUCCGCGGAGCACAGGGCAGUGCUCGAGGUCACUGAGGAUGGAACCAGUGAAGAAGGUGUCCAAACCUACUUCAUACCUACGCUCCCGCCAACAAUCACGGUCCAGCCUAUGUCAUUCAUCGCCGAUCAUCCGUUCAUAUUUGUUCUUACCAAGGAUCGAAAUCCUCUUUUCAUAGGACAAUAUGUGUGA